Messenger RNA from Bactrocera oleae (olive fruit fly), 4313 nucleotides. RefSeq names its product RALBP1 associated Eps domain containing (gene Reps). Gene Ontology annotation, biological process: endosomal transport; clathrin-dependent synaptic vesicle endocytosis. The record is from RefSeq and is a predicted model, not a curated record. Gene Ontology annotation, cellular component: presynaptic membrane; intracellular vesicle; cytoplasm. NCBI's taxonomy places the organism in Eukaryota, Metazoa, Arthropoda, Insecta, Diptera, Tephritidae. Gene Ontology annotation, molecular function: protein binding; molecular adaptor activity; calcium ion binding.
UGUCGUGUGAAAAUAUAACAAGAGAAAAGGUUUAUAAUUUGCACAAUUCCAACGAAGAAAACAAUUAGUUAUUAUAAACUAUUCGCAUUGUUCUCGAAUUUUAGAAAACUAAAAACCUUUUUAUUUUACAAGUAUUGAAUACGAUUUACGCCUUCAAAGUAACAAUAUAGUAGGGAGGUGAACUAAUAGAAAGGAUAUUUUGGUAAAUUAUUGUGACGUAGGCGAGAGUGUUGAUACACUGACAGCAACAAGUAAUAAGUGAUAAUUGAAUAAUGGAAGUAUACCUUAAUGAAACGGAAUCGCGCUACUUUAGCGAUUUGUUUCUAUGUUGUGACGUGGAAAAAGUUGGUAAAAUAUCAAUACUAAAAGCUAUGGAAUUGUUUCGUUCAGCGAAUUUGCAAAAUGAUAAAAUUUUAGAGAUAACUUCACUUGUCGGUAUACCUCCAACAGCUAUUCAUAUCUCUCGAGCACAAUUUUAUUCGUGCUUAAAACUUAUUGCUGCAUUUCAAGCAGGAUUACAAUUGAGUCAAGAGAUUAUGACUUCAACUCUUCCCUUGCCAUUGCCGCGGUUCAGCUGGAAAGAUUCGCCAAGUAAUAUUGAUACCGAUUUCAUUCCAAGUGGUUCAAGGAUGCACCAGUCUACAAACGAGUCAAACUCAAUUCCACCGCCUCCAGUCUCUGAGCGAAAGAAUUCAUUACCUCAAAAACAAAAAGACUGGCUGGUUGAAUCCGGUGGAGGUAACACUUUAGAGAAUGCUAUAAAAAACAGAGACGUGGUAAGCACUGAUUCUGAAAUUGAUCAGAAUGAGUCGAAUGAGGGAGAUAGCGCCAAUCGGGCAGAUGAGAGUGGAAGCAGUGGCCAUGAAACACUUCGUCAUAGAGGUUCACCAGAAGCUUGGAGUACAAAUAGUGAUAGUCCCACUCCAACAAAUAGUGUGACAGAUCGUCAGUGGGCUAAAGAAACAUUAUGGCAAGGUUUGCUGGGAGAUGAACAUCGGCAACUACUGGGUACAGAAGAAGAAUCUUCAGAUCGUCAUAGUAGUGAGGAUGAAAAUGAUUUAGAAAGCGUAUACCAAAUAACACCAGAGCAACGCGAUUAUUACUAUAAACAGUUUAAAUCAGUACAACAUGACAAUAAGGGAUUUAUUUCCGGCCAGGUAGCGAGGGUUUUUUUUGAAAAAUCAAGGAUACCAGUUGAAGAAUUGAAACAUAUUUGGCAAUUAUGCGACGUAUCUCGUGAUGGUGCAUUAAGUUUGGCUGAAUUUACUGCCGCUAUGCAUUUAGUUGUAUUAAGACGUAAUAACAUACCCUUGCCAGCCAUGCUACCAUCAUGUUUACAUCCAACUAUAUUACAAUAUGGCUCACGGCUUAGUGCCAAAUUAACACUAGAACCACCUGAAGCUGACCUUUUACAUUUAAAUGAUGAUGAUGAAGAGGACAAAACUGAUAAUACAAUAAUUGCAACACAAGCAAGUACUGUGAAACGAAUUAUUAGCGAUAAAAACGGAAUGGAUAUUAGUACUUUGUCAGCAUCAUCACAAGCGAGUAGUGGAUCCAGACAAGGAAAUCAGCCAUUAUUAACACCUCCAACGUUAGCUCCUCCAGUAAGGAAUCGCAGUAUAUCUAAUUCCCCAAUUGUUGAGUCAAACAUCACACCCCCUAACUUGACAAUUGAAUUAGGGUUAGAUAAAACAAAAGAUCGAAAUUUAUGGGCUCCCACGGAUAUACCUCCCUCUCAAUGGACUAAGUUUACGGAAUCUCCUACAUCAAAUGUAUCCAGUCCUGGUCCAAAACCAGUAAACUUUGAUAUGCAGCGAACUGCACAAGCUGUGGUGUCAGACCCACAAAUACUGCAUCCUGUACCUUUACGGGUCACCCCAGUUGCAGGUACUCUUUCUGGAAAUUCAAUAGUUCCCACUGAAACUGUUAAUCAGGAUGUCAACGAAUUGUCACAUAAUCAAGACACAAGUCCUAAACAAAUGUCAGCUGCUUCUUCAACUACAAUUCCAUUAAAUCCCAACAACAAUAACCCAGCAAAUAUUUUAAUACAUAAUAGGGAGUCUCUCCAAACUAAUGAUUUAAGAGCUAUACAGCGUCCUCAAGCAAAAAAAUUAUUAACAAAAAAUAUCGGAGCCUUACCUCCACCACCACAAAGAGAGCCAUGUAUAAGCAGUAACUCUGGAAUCUCAAGCAAUGCUUUUACGAGCAUAGUUCUCUCUGCUGAGAACGGAGAUGAUAACGAAAUAGUUAAUAACGGCCAAAAGCAACAAUUAUUACAAAAUAAAAAGGACCCUCCUCCAUUACCACCACCACGACCCCAUCGGCAUGGCCGUAGUAGUAGUUUGGAUUUAAACAAAUUUAAAAUUUCUACAUCUGGUUGUCAACAGGCAGAGAUAACAGCACAGGCAAGUUUUGAUCUACAGACUUCUACUGGUUUUGCUGAUUUCACACAAUUUUAUAACAAUGAUUUGAAAGAGGCAAACUCUGAUCAAAAAGAGUACUCUUUACCACCAACGCUCCAAACGUUAUCAUCACAAUCCGCUACUGCAGUGGUUGCAAUGCCCCCAACACGGGUUUCAUUGCAACAGUCCAAUCAACGCGUUUCAGCGUUUGAAGUGUAUAGAAAACCAAAUACACCACGAAGUUCACAAUCGCCUAUACCUGGAAUACAAAUGAAUAAUAGAAUACAGCAAAGUCAACUGCUUCCUCCAACAUCUAAAUCAGUUGGAGCAAUCGGUGGUUCUGUAACAACACAACAUUUACAAUUAGUUAACGCAUUACCAAAUUCAGACCUGUAUGAAAAACGUAUUAACGCUAUUAGCGAAACUUUAAAACACGUGUCAUUCAGGCAGGACAAUAGUAUGGGUAAUGUGUUGAGGCACCUUCGCGAGCAAAAUAAUAUGUUGUUGCGUUUGUGCAACGAUUUAAGUGAUGAAUUACUCUCGGUACAGGCCCGGAAAGAAGAACUGCGAGUUAAAAUGGAAGCGUUCACAUUAACAGAGUAUUCAAUACGAAACUGCAAUCAUCAGCAAACACAAUUAGGAGCGCUAACAAAUUCAUCGACGUCUGAGCCAGUUUCUGCUAAUCUUUCUGGUGCGUCAGGCAACUCUGGAAUACAUUCAAAUGUCUAAGCUCAUGAAAAUAUCAAAACCACUACCGUUAUAUUUAUUUUAAAUUUCCCUCUCAUUAAGUUCUACAUUUUAAUUUAAUGCUAAAAAUAUUUAAUUAUAAAAGCUAUAAUUUUAGUAAUAAAAGAUAAAGCAUAUAAUUAUGCUAUAUGUUAUAUAAAUAUGGGACUAAGAGAUAUACAGUUAAGUUUGCAGUAUUUUUUCGAAUAUUUUAGUAAAUUUACAUUCAGAGUAGAAAAUUAUAAUAAGAAAUGGUUUGCCAUAAUUAUCUUAUGAUAUCUAGAGCUUAAAUUUACUGUAUCACCAUCAUAAAUUUUUCCCAUAACCUUUAUUUCUUCACUUAAAAUGUAAUAUAACGUCAUAUCACUUUUCAUAGGUUAACAGGAAAAGUAAGAAAUGAUGGAAAAUAUAAAGUACUCAUAUUGAAACAAAAAUUUAAGUUUGGUUGUAUCUAAUAACUGAUGCUUAAAAUAAAGUGUAAAAAUUUUAAUUUGAUGUAGUGAAUCGUAAUCAUUAAAAAACAUGUUCGAUUUCUUUUUGUUUUUGAUAAUACGUUGUUUUGCAUUUUAAGUGAUGAUAUGUAAAUAUAUGCAUGCCUAUAGAUCUCUGUACGGGUGUACGAGUAUAAAUAUAUACUGCUAUUCACUUAUAAUUUUGGCAGUUAUGUAGGUAUAAAGAAUAAACAAUACACAUGCUAUAUAAAUAUAUAAAUUAGAGAAGUGAUAUAUAUAUAUUUAAAUUGUUAUAUAAUUUGCUAUGUAAAAUAACUAUUACCAUAACAAAAAUGUAUACUUAUUCAUUCCGAAUUCAAAAUAGAUCACUCUUUUACCAAAAAGAAAAACAUUAAAACAUUAAUUAUAAAAUAUUUAUAUGACAUGAUGAAAAAUUAAGCGAUUUAUUUAAUUGUCUAAUGAGUAUAUGUAGGUAUACCUUACAUAUUAAGCUUUAGUGAUUGAACUAUACAUAAAAGCCAUUUAGCUGUUUUACAGUUGGAUAUAUGUGAUUGAUUAUAAAGGUUUAUACACGAUUAUAUAGCCUUCAAAUAUAAAAAACAACAAAACAAACAAAAAAAAAAAAAUCGUACCAUUUAAGUCAGACAUUGGCAAAUACAGAUAAUAAAUUUCAUAUGUUAUGAGUAAUACAUAUGUACGUAAAUCAAUAAAGGUCAUGGAUCGUUUAUUAAAA